Messenger RNA from Falco peregrinus (peregrine falcon), 10809 nucleotides. RefSeq names its product protein tyrosine phosphatase receptor type Q (gene PTPRQ). NCBI's taxonomy places the organism in Eukaryota, Metazoa, Chordata, Aves, Falconiformes, Falconidae. The record is from RefSeq and is a predicted model, not a curated record. Gene Ontology annotation, molecular function: protein binding; protein tyrosine phosphatase activity. Gene Ontology annotation, biological process: protein dephosphorylation. The transcript has 63 exons. The coding region runs from base 1 to 10203 and encodes 3400 amino acids.
AUGGAUCAAACAAUUCUUCUCCUGCUUUUAUUAAAAUACAUAUUUAAGGGUUCAGAGAGUCUAGACUGUGACCAAGUGAAAAAGCCUGCUAGAGUAGUUUUAAUGGAGUGGACUGAAUUGCCCAAAGGAGAGGAUCCAGACUAUUAUAUUAUAACAUACCAGCAAGCAGAUGCUUUCAGUCAAAAAAAUGUAAGAAACAUCUCUAAAGUUGAACAGAAACCAGUCAGUACUACAGUUCUGCUUGAGGAAAAUAAGAAGUAUGGUAUUACAAUAGAAUCCCUAAAAAAUGGCCGAAUCUUAAGUGUAAAAUCAUUUAAGACACGUGGAAUUUCAGAAAAUGACAUCAAAACAGUUGUGACGGCUACUACAGUGUCUUUUAAUUGGACUACACUGACCAAAGAAUUUUCAGUCUCCAUUUCACUGAAUGAUACUUCUCAGAUUAUAAAAAACUCCAGUGGAUUCUUUGUAUGGACUAAUUUGGCACCUGCCACCUUACAUACAUUUCAGUUUAUAUUUGAACAAUUGCAUCUUAAAUUUAUAAAUGUGUCUCAGUCACUGGACAUUCAAGCUGAAACAGGCACCUGUUCCCAAGGAUGGGUGGCAUUCCAAAGCAGCUGCUAUCGAAUGGGUAAAGAGAGCAAGCCAUGGAAUGUGGCACAACAAAUAUGUGAAAUGUCUUCACGAGGGGCGCAUCUUCUUGAUAUAGGGAAUGAAGAAGAACGUGGUUUUAUUUUGUCUUAUCUCCAGACAUUUAGUCAAAUAAUCAUGCUAUGGACGGGUCUCAAUGACCUAAAGGAAGAAGGUCAGCUCUUGUGGACAAAUGAAUCUCCUUAUCUUCUAAAGGCUGGUCUCUCAACUUUGUCAAUGAUACCAGAAAAUGAAACUGACUGCUACGCCCUUCAGAGAAAUCCUACUGGUCCAGGCUAUUUCUUCACAGGAUUUUUCUGCUAUAUACAAUUACCAUAUAUUUGUGAAUAUGAAUUACCUCUGGUACCAGAAAACUUCACGUUUAGUGUGCGUGAUGUCAAUACAACUGAAGCUGUAUUUAUGUGGAGUAAUAUGGACAACUGGCUUAAGUCAGACUUUGCACUUAUAAUUAAGUACUAUUUUCAUCAAUGGAAACCAUACAUUCUGAAUUUGCCUGUGAAUACAACUCAAACAAAAAUUAUGCAGUUGUCUCCUGGCCUUUCCUACAGGUUUUUAUUAGCAGCAAGGAACCCAGAAGGAGCACAGACUAUCUUAAGUCCAAUUCUGAAGGUAGAAACAAGGUCAUUGCACUCCCAGAAGUUAGAGGCUACAUAUGUUUCAUCUGCAGAAAUACAUUUAAAGUGGAAGCCUCCACAGCAUUCAUCCAGUGCUUCUUUUCAUUACUACCUCCUCAACGUUUUGGAUACUGAAACCAACAUCUGGAAACAGUUACUGGUUGAAAAAAGCAAGACUUCAAUAGUAAUAGGAAAUGUAAAACCUUAUCAUCAGUAUCAGGUAUAUUUACAGACCAUGUCAGAGAAAGAAACUCUAGGCUGCCAUGAGAAGCCUAUAUUAAUCACAACAGCUGUCAGUCCACCUACAGCUGUUUAUAUUCACCCAGAGGAUGUACAAGAAGAGAGUGUAAUUCUUCACUGGAAGCUGCCACUAGAGGCUCAGGAAUCCUACAUUCAAGUGAAACCUAAUGCAAACAUAGGUGAAACGAAGAAGAUCUUAUUAAACAACACAGAAGAGUUUAAGGUUGAUCUCCUAAUUCCUGGAAUGGCUUAUGAAAUAGCAGUGGCAAGUGUGUAUAAUGGAAGUAUGAGUGAACUGAAGACCAUUCAAUGCACUUUAAAGCCCAAGCCUGUUCAAAUUGUAGUUCCUUAUGUGUUUUAUAGCAAUGCUGUGGUAUUAUUUGUUCACAUGCCCAAUAUUGGAGUAUUUGAUGGCGUAUACGUUACAAGUAAAGGAGGACCUAAUGUGACAUUCAUUUUAAAAAGCGAUGGUAAAAUAACAAUUGAAAACCUUACUGCAGGAACAGAAUAUGAUUUCUGCAUUUCCACAAAAAGUGGGAAAAUGUUGAGCUCCUUUUACCAUGUAUCUGGUAUAAAAACAUGUCUGGCUGCUCCAGUCAAUGUACGAGAAGGUAAUGUUACAGACACUUCCAUACAGAUUGCUUGGGACCGUGCUGAUGGAGAUUUUCAGCAAUACGAAGUUACAUGUGCCAAUUGUGCAAGUGCUUUCAGGGUCCAGAAGGUCAAGCAAGAAAAAGCAACAUUUUCCAACCUUACUCCUGGUAAGCUGUACAACUUUACAAUUCGAACAGAAAAGGAAGGUUUCAGAGACAGUAUUUUUGUGACAAAGGAAAUACAGACAGUACCAAGCGCAGUUAAGUAUCUGAACUAUAGCAGAGACUCUGAAUCAAUAGCUGUUACCUGGCCACCAGCCCAAAAUAUGUUUGAUGGAUAUGUUCUUUCAAUAAACAGUAAGGUCUUCAGUGAGGACAAAAUGUUACCUUCUGGUGUAAGAAUGUCCAGAUUUGAGAGUCUUCUGCCAGGCACCGAUUUCUUAAUCAGUAUUGUGACAACCAAUGGAUUAAAAAGAAGUCACCCCACCAUCCUCAAGAUUAGCACCUAUCCUGAUCCACCAUCAGAUUUACAGGUGUUUGAAGGAGAAAAUAUGGUCUAUUUUUCUUGGAAACCACCAAGAGGAGGAUUUGAUAUGUUUCAGCUUUCAUAUUGUCUGAUGAAUAAUAAAAAACAGCUUACCAGAACUGUUCAUGACACCAGAGCUAUAGUGAGAAAUCUGGCCCCUGGGACAGAAUACUUUUUUCAGUUAAGGACAGUUAAAGGCUUGGAUUCUUCUGUGGCUGUGGAGAAAACAGUUAUCACAAAACCAUCUGGGAUAUGUGGUCUGACAUUAAAAAUGGUUAAUACUUCCUCUGCAACUUUAAUGUGGAAUCCAACCAAGACUAAUUUUACUUCUUAUAAAGCAUCUUUAUCAAACAACACCUUUAUAAACAAGUUCAAGAUUCCAGCAGAACUGACUGACUUCAGUGUUACAGACCUGACUGCUGGGGGCAUUUAUAAUUUCACACUGCAAAGACUAAGAGGAAAUAUAGAAGGAGCUUCUGCUUUCAUUGAAAUUGUAACAGAACCUGCAAAGCCAGAAGGACUUAAAUUCUUCAAAGUUUCUUCAUAUUCUUUUUCACUGUAUUGGAGACUACCGUAUGGACAUGUAGAGAGAUUUCAUGUGGAUCUUAUUCCUGAUUGUGGUUCUGUUGUUAUCCUAGAUCUUGGAGUUAGGGAGUAUCAAGCUGAUUUUUCUAAUACUGUCCCUGGAACAACAUACAAUGUUACAGUUUCUGCAGUUUCUUCUUCAGUCUACAGUUCACCUGCGAGUAGAACAGUGACAACAAAUGUGACAAAUCCUGGGCCCCCUAUGUUCCUUGCAGGUGAAAGAGUAGGCUCAGCUGGGAUUUUGCUGUCAUGGAAUACGCCGCUGCAUCCGAAUGGGAGAAUUCUGUCCUAUAUUGUUAAAUAUAAAGAGGUCUGCCCAUGGGUGCAAACAACUUAUACACAGGUCACAACAAAGCCAGAUAGCUUGGAAGUUCUUCUUACCAGUCUUAAUCCUGGAACAACUUAUGAAAUUAAGGUUGCUGCUGAGAACAGUGCUGGUGUUGGAGUGUUUAGCAAUCCUUUUCUUUUUCAGACAGCAGAAAGUGCUCCAGGUAAAGUAGUGAAUCUCACAGUUGAAGCCUUAAAUUAUUCAGCUGUAAAUCUGAUCUGGUUUCUCCCUCGGCAACCAAAUGGAAAAAUAACUAGUUUCAAGAUUAGUGUGAAACAUGCAAGAAGUGGAAUUGUAGUGAAAGAUGUCUUGGUUAAAGUAGAGGAACUUCUGUCUGGAAGGUUACCAGAAUGUAAUGAUAACAGUGAAUCAUUUUUGUGGAGUACUACCACUCCUUCAACUACUUUUGGCAAAUCCACAAUUCCUUCACGGACAACAGUUACACCAAGUACAGAAGCACUGAGUCAGAUGAGCUCUGUUUGGAAUGAGCCAAUUAGUUUUGUUGUAACUAACCUCAGGCCAUAUACUACCUAUCUUUUCGAAGUCUCUGCAGUUACCACUGAAGCAGGCUACAUUGACAGUGCAAUUGUCCGGACACCAGAAUCAGUUCCAGAAGAUUCACCACAAAACUUUGCCAAAAGCAACGUUACAGCAAAGUCUUUCUCAGUGAUGUGGGACCCACCGACCAUAGUAACAGGAAGGUUUAGUUACGGAGUUGAGCUCUAUGGGCCAUCUGGUCAUAUUCUGGCUAACAGCACAAAAGAUCAUAAGUUUGUAUUUAGUAACCUUGUGCCUUUUACAACAUACAAAGUGUACAUCAGUGCUGAGACAAGUGCUGGGGUGGGGCCAAAGACUAACCUUACAGUUUUCACUCCUGCAGAUGUUCCAGGUGCCGUUUCAGAUUUACAUCUAGCAGAAGUGGAAGCCACAUAUAUAAAAAUCAUUUGGAGGAAGCCACAACAACCAAAUGGAAUCAUUACUCAGUACAGGGUAAAAGUACAUGUGCAGGAAACAGAGGUGACUCUGGAAAACACUAUUCUUGAAGGAAAAAAUAAGUAUUUGAUUGAUUCUUUGGAACCAUACAUGAUAAAUGAAAACAUCAAACUUUCUCCCACUUGGAAUUCAAUGGAAACAGCCAAUGAAUUAUAUGAGGGCUCAGCUGAAAUGUUUUCCAGCAUUCAGACAGCUUCCCCAGUAGUAUUUACAAGUAUAUCUGGUGAUAAUUUGCCUACUAUAAAUGGAGAUGCAGAAUUACAUUCAGCUUUGGAUAAUCGGUAUGCCAUUAACAUUUUGGCUGAAGAACUGGCAUAUGUUAUAAAGGGCCUCACACCUUUCACAGACUACACAAUCAGUGUGUCUGCUUUCACUGUUGUUGGAGAAGGACCACCAUCAGUUCUUACGGUCAAGACACUUGAACAAGUUCCAAGCUCAGUGCAAAAUAUAUCCUACAAGAAUAUUAGUUCCUCCUCUGUUUUGCUGUAUUGGGAUCCUCCAGCAAAUCCCAAUGGGAAAAUCAUUCAUUAUACUGUUUAUGCGAUGGAACUGGACACAAAAAGAGCAUUCCACAUAACAACUUCAAAUAGCAGCUUACUUAUGACAGGUUUAAAAAAGUACACAAAUUAUAAAAUGAGAGUUGCAGCAUCUACCACAAUUGGAGAAAGUGCUUUGUCUGAAGAGAAUGAUGUUUUUGUGAGAACCCCUGAAGAUGAACCAGACUCCCCACCCCAAAAUGUAGAGUUAAUAAAUGUAACUGCAAUGGAAAUAAAUCUGAGAUGGUUACCGCCUGAGAAGCCUAAUGGUCUCAUAACUCACUACCAAGUUUUUUACAGUGAUUCCAAUAAUUUAUUUAUUAAAAAUACCUCAUCUACAUGUAUAACACUAAGUGAAAUGAAGCCAUAUACUCUUUACAACAUCUCUAUAAGGGCAUUCACCAGACAUGGCCAUGGGAAUCAGUCAUCUUUACCACUUCUGGUGAGAACUUCUGAAACUGUUCCUGAUUCUGCACCAGAAAACAUAACCUAUAGGAACAUCUCAUCCAUGGAAAUUGAAUUAUCAUUUUUUCCACCAUCUAUUCCCAAUGGAAUCAUACAGACCUACACAAUAUAUCUCAAGAGGACUAAUGGAACUGAGGAAAGAAUCAUAAACACUACUCUUCUGACACUACGUAUUACAGAUUUAAAGAAAUAUACAGAAUAUACUGUAGAAGUGUCUGCUAGUACCACGAUGGGGGAGGGCCUUCGUAGUUCACCUCUGUGUAUACUGACUGAUGAAGAUGCUCCCAGUUCUCCUCCAGAAUCCCUUUCCAUAAAACAGUUGUCGGGUGUCACUGUGAAGUUGUCAUGGAAACCUCCGCUGGAGCCAAAUGGAAUUAUCCUCUAUUACACAGUUUAUGUCUGGAAUAAAAUGUCAAAAAGGAGUGUUAAUGUAACAGAAACGUCAUUGCAGUUCACAGACCUGGAAAAUAACUAUGAGUAUAGUACUUACCUAACAGCAAGUACAAGAUUUGGAGACGGCAACAUAAAAAGUGAUACUAUAAUAUUCAGAACUUCUGAAGGAGCACCAAGUGAUCCACCAAAAGAUGUUGUGUACAGAAACCUUACUUCCACAUCAAUAAUGCUAUUCUGGUCUCCUCCUCAAAAACCUAAUGGAAAUAUACUGUACUACUCAGUUUAUUUCAAAAAUCAUUCAGGAAUAUUCAUACAGAAUUUCUCAAGUUAUGGUAACGACAGUGAUGUCAGUAUGUCCCAGUCUGCAAUUUUGGAUGACUUGGCAAAAUACAGUCAUUAUACUCUAUGGUUAACUGCAAGUACAGCUUUUGGAGAUGGAAACAAGACCAGUGAAAUAAUAGAUGUGUAUACAGAUCAGGAUAUCCCAGAUGGUUUUGUUGAAAAUCUGGUCUAUCAAAACAUUUCUUCAUCUUCUGUAAAUGUAAGCUGGCUUCCACCAUCCCAGCCAAAUGGCUUAGUCUUCUUUCAUGUUUCUCUAAGUUUACUGCAACCGGGAACAAAUAAGACAUUGUCUUUCCUUACUUACAACACAAGCAUCAUUUUUGAUAAUCUGGAGAAAUACACUGAUUACAUUCUGAAAAUCACACCAGCCACUGAUAAAGGAUCUUCUGAACUGCAUGCUCUUAGUCUGCAUAUAAGAACGGAUGAAGAUGUCCCAGAAUCAGCACCUAUAAUCAAAACAUUUUCAAAUCUCUCAACUACCUCAGUUAUGCUUUCAUGGGACCCUCCUGUUAAGCCAAGUGGUAUUAUAAGAAGUUAUGAUUUAAAUUUAUUUGGGCCAGAAAGGAAUAACUCAUUCUCUACCACCAAUAACUUUAUCAUCUUGGAAGACCUUCUACCAUUCACAUUAUACAGUAUUUAUGCAGCUGCGAGAACAAUAAAAGGAUCUGGUCCAUCUGCCAUGCUUCAGUUCUACACAGAUGAGUCAGUGCCAUUAGCUCCACCCCAGAAUCUGACCAUUACCAACUACACUGCAGAUUCCGUGUGGCUAAAAUGGGAUCCAAGUCCUCAGUCAAAUGGUGUUAUUAUGAGAUAUAAUUUUAAGAUUUAUCAAAACAACACUGAAAAACUAUUUUAUUGGAACAUUUCAGGUUCAAACCACGAGGCAAACAUUGUUGGAUUGGAACCGUUUAGCCCCUAUUUUAUCAGUGUGUCUGCAUUUACCAAGCUUGGGAAUGGCAAUCAGUUCAGUAAUGCUGUCCAGUUUACAACGAUGGAAUCAGUACCAGAUGCUGUCCAGAAUGUUCAUUGUAUUGCAAUGAAUUGGCAAUCAAUCCUAGUGCAGUGGGACCCUCCUGCUUUAUCCAACGGUGUAAUUACUCAUUACAUCAUAACAGUUGAAGGAAAUUCUACAAAUUUUUCAUCUUAUGAUACACUGCAUAAUUUUAGAAAUCUGCUUUCCAACAUUACUUACCAAUUUAAAAUAAAAGCUGCAACGUCUGCUGGUGAUGGUGAAGAACAGAUAUGCAAUGCCAGUACACUUCCAGAAAAAGUUCCUAGUGCUCCCAGGGAUAUUGUUUUCUCCAAUGUGCAAUCAACAAGUGUGACCUUGAACUGGAGACCACCAAAAUCUAUCCUUGGCUACUUUCAAAACUACAAGAUUACCACACAGCUACAGUCCAUCCAUUGCAGUGACUGGGAAACUAAGGGAUGUAUUGAAUAUGAGAUGCAUCGAUAUUUAUAUGAAAAUGUGUUGGACGACCGGAUAGAAGAGACAGUAUACGGACUGAAAAAAUAUAGAUGGUACAGAUUUGCAGUUGCUGCUAGUACAAAUGUUGGUUAUGGCAGUUAUUCACCUUGGAUUUCUACGCAAACACUUCCUGGCUCUCCAGAUGGUCCUCCAGAAAAUGUGACCGUGUUAGCUACAUCUCCUCACAGUAUUAAUAUCAGCUGGAGUGAACCUGUCAUCAUUACUGGACCAACAUGCUACCUUAUAGACAUUACCUCAGUAGAUAAUGACAAUUAUAAAGCUCAAUUUCUGAAGACAAAUGAAGAGGGUAAAGUCUUAGAAAUUUCUGAUUUAAAAGCAUUUACAAGGUAUUCGGUAGUAAUCAUUGCCUUUACGGGGGAUGUUAAUGCUGCACUCCUUGAAGGGCAGGCUAGUUCUCCAGUAAUUGUCUCCACUUUUGAAGCAGUACCUGAAGACCCACCUAACAACAUAACAUUUCAGAAGAUACCAGACGAAGUAACAAAGUUCCAAGUAACAUUCGUGCCACCAUCUGAACCAAAUGGAAAUAUUCAGGUGUAUCAAGCUAUGGUUUACAAUGAAGAUGACCCAGCUGCCAUCCAGAUCCACAACCUUAGUGUCAUUGGUAAAACAGAUCAGUCAGUUACUGCCAUGAUAGAAGGACUAAAAGGAGGACAUACCUAUAAUGUCAGCGUGUAUGCAAUUAAUGGUGCUGGUGCAGGGCCAAAAAUUCAAUUGAAAAUAACCAUGGAUAUAAAAGAACCACCACGACCUAAAAAGAAACCAACACCAGUUUAUGAUACCAAUGGGGCAUUACUCGUCACAGCUACAACAAUUACAAUCAGAAUGCCAAUAUGUUAUUACAGUGAUGAUCAUGGCCCUAUCAAGAAGAUACAAGUUCUUGUUGUGGAAGCUGGAGCUCAGCAUGAUGGGAAUGUUACUAAGUGGUAUGAUGCCUACUUCAACAGACCAAGGCCAUAUUUUACAAAUGAAGGCUUCCCAAACCCACCUUGUAUAGAAGGAAAAGAAGAUCUGAGUGGCAAAGAAGAGAUAUAUGUCAUAGGUGCUGAUACUACAUGUACAAUACCAGGCAGUCAAGACAAAAUAUGUAAUGGCCCACUGAAACCAAGAAAGCAGUACCUAUUUAAGUUCAGAGCAACUAACAUUAAAGGACAGUUUACAGAUUCUGACUAUUCUGACCCUGUCAAAACAUUAGGUGAAGGACAGUCAGGAAGAUCUGUAGAAGUUAUCCUUGCUGUUACUUUGUGUAUACUUUCAGUUGUUAUUUUGGUGGCUGCAGCGUAUACUUUUGCCAGAAUUCGGCAAAAGCAAAAAGAGGGAGGCACAUACUCCCCACGAGAUGCUGAAAUUAUUGACACUAAGUUCAAACUGGAUCAGUUGAUCACAGUGGCAGACCUGGAACUGAAGGAUGAGAGAUUUACACGAUACUCUUCAUUUUUCUUUAGACGCAAGGAGAUAUUUGUCAUCCAGUUACUUAGUUAUAGAAAAUCCAUCAAGCCAAUAAGCAAGAAAUCCUUCUUACAACAUGUUGAAGAGCUUUGCACAAACAACAACCUAAAGUUUCAGGAAGAAUUUUCGGAACUUCCCAAGUUUCUUGAAGACCUUGCUUCAACUGAUGCUGAUCUGCCUUGGAACAGGUCUAAGAAUCGUUUCCCAAACAUAAAGCCAUAUAAUAACAACAGAGUAAAGCUGAUGCCUGAUGCUGGUAUUCCUGGAUCUGACUACAUUAAUGCCAGCUACGUGUCUGGUUAUUUAUGUCCAAAUGAGUUUAUUGCAACUCAGGGACCAUUACCAGGAACAGUGGGUGAUUUCUGGAGAAUGGUGUGGGAGACGAGAGCAAAAACACUUGUGAUGCUUACACAAUGUUUUGAAAAGGGACGGAUAAGAUGUCAUCAGUACUGGCCAGAAGAUAACAAACCAGUGACUGUGUUUGGGGAUAUAGUGAUUACUAAAUUGAUGGAAGAUAUUCAAAUAGACUGGACCAUCAGAGAUCUAAAAAUUGAAAGGCAUGGAGACUGCAUGAUGGUGCGGCAGUGUAACUUUACUUCUUGGCCAGAACAUGGAGUCCCCGAAACCACUGCACCAAUUAUCCAUUUUGUAAAACUUAUCCGUGCAAGUCGAGCACAUGAUAGUACACCAAUGGUGGUUCACUGCAGUGCUGGUGUUGGAAGAACAGGUGUUUAUAUUGCACUUGACCAUUUAACCCAACAUAUAAAUGACCACGAUUUUGUGGAUAUCUAUGGACUUGUAGCUGAGUUAAGAAGUGAAAGAAUGUGUAUGGUACAGAAUCUGGCACAAUAUAUAUUUUUGCAUCAGUGUGUAUUGGAUCUGUUGACAAGCAAGGGAAGUAGUCAGCCCAUAUGUUUUGUAAAUUAUUCAGCGCUGCAAAAGAUGGACUCCCUGGAUGCCAUGGAAGGUGAUGUGGAGCUCGAAUGGGAAGAAACUACCAUGUAAAUACUAAAACUAAAUAUUGAAACUAAAGUCAAAGUCAUAUUUUUCUAAGCACAGGGGCCAAAGUGAAUUCCCCUAUUUUGACAAUUAAAAAAACACAAGAUGACUGAAACAUCUUUUCUUCUAUCAAUGUGCCUUUAUAAAUAUGUUAAAGUGUUUUAUUCAGAUCACCAAGCAAUAAUGAUUUGGAGUACUUUUUGCACAGACCGCAUUUCUGGUGUUACAUGAAUACUGCAUUCAGUAUGUAUUUAAAUAGAAAGUGUGUUUGAACAUAUUCCUUUCUUCCAGUUAUCUUUGUAAAAGAAGAAAACUGAGCCAAAUAUGAUGUAAAACUUUCAUAUUCCCAUUGAACUUAUUUUGGUGUGAAUUUGCUGUGUUCUUUGUGUUUUGGUUUUAAGUAAAAGCUACAGUUCCUUGAAUCAUUCUUGCUAGAUUGGUUUCACUGUUGUCAGUUCUUGCAGAUUAAUUCCAAUACCAGUACAGUGAUCUUUACCUAACUGUAUGUUCUUGUGUUUUGAAUCUUUUUUUAUGAGUGGUAGCAUAUCAGCUCGUGAUCCUGAACAGCUGAAGAGUCACCUUCUGACAUAGGGAGGAUUAUUCAGCUUUUAC